Molecule: messenger RNA, 2039 nt
Organism: Choloepus didactylus (southern two-toed sloth)
Lineage: Eukaryota; Metazoa; Chordata; Mammalia; Pilosa; Megalonychidae
Product: RAD51-associated protein 1-like
Exons: 1
Coding region: 1-1008 (335 amino acids)
Biological process (GO): double-strand break repair via homologous recombination; interstrand cross-link repair
Molecular function (GO): double-stranded DNA binding; single-stranded DNA binding
Source: RefSeq, a predicted model, not a curated record
AUGGUGCGGCCUGUGCGGCAUAAGAAACCAGUCAAUUACUCACAGUUUGAGGACUCAGACAGUGAUGAUGAUUUUAUUUCUUCAACUGCACCUUUAAACAAGAAACCCAAAACAGCACAAAAAGAGAUAAAACAAGACAAAUCAAAACCUAAAUUGAAGGAUUUUGAGAAAGAAGAUGGCCCACUACAGGAGAAAAACACUAGAAAAAGGAUGGCUUUAGAUGACAAGCUCUACAAGAGAAGCUUAGAAGUCGCACUAGCAUUAUCAGUGAAGGAAAUUCCAACAGUCACCAUUGAUGGACAGGAGUCUCAAGAUGAAUGCAUUGAAAAAUGUGGCAGUACUGAAACAGAAACAGUGAAGAAGUCUUCUCAUAUCUCUAACUGCAGUGUAGCCAGCAAUUACUUAGGUUUGGAUAAGAUCACUGAGGAAGAUGAUUUUCAUGAUGUUCAAGGGAAAAGAAAAGCAGCAUCUAAAGCUAUGGUACAACAGAGGAAGAUUCUUUUGGAAGGCAGUGAUGGUGAUAGUGUAAAUGACUCUGAACCAGACUUUGCAACUAGUGAAGAUGCUGAGGAUGAUUCUGAUUUUGGUGAGAGUGAAGAUAAUGAUGAAGAGUUCACUAUGAGAAAAAGUAAAACUAAAGAAAUUAAAAAGAAAGAAGUGAAGGUAAAAUCCCCAGUAGAGAAGAAAGAAAAGAAACCUAAAUCCAAAUGUAAUGCAUUGGUGACUUCAGGAGACUCUACGCCAGCUGCCAUCAAAUCAGAAUCUCAGCCUUCACCAAAAAAGGCUUCUCUUCCUUCAGUGGCCGUUAGGAAACCAUUACAAAUGUGCAGUCCUUCAGCUGAAAGCAAGAGACCUAAGUGGGUCCCACCAGCGGUAUCUGGAAGUAGCAGCAACAGCAGCAGCCCAUUGGCAGGAGUGUCCGUUAAGUCUCCAAGUCAGAGUCUCCGCCUUGGCUUGUCCAGAUUAGCACGAGUUAAACCUUUGCAUCCAAAUGCCACUAAUAGCUGAGUGCAGUAUCAAAGACAUCUUUGAUUACAAGAAUCACAGUUUUACACAUGUGCUUAUAUUUAAGUUGUGCUUAUGGUUUGACAAGGUUAUUGUAAUAUAAAGGAAUCCUUUAACAUGUCAUAGAAAUGAUCUCUCCAUUUUGUGCUUAUGUUCUCUGAAAAGCUAGCUAGGUAGCUAUUCAGUACUUCAACAAGAGGUUUAUAAGAAUUAUCGUCUAGCGUCAUUUCCUUCUGAAGAGCAUAGUUUGUAUUUUCUUAUGUAUAAAAAGUCGUCAUGGUUGUCAGUUUGACAUAGAGGAAGUCCACAUCACAUGCUUUUCUUUUCUAGUAACAUGAUGUUCCUUUCUAACUAUCUCAUUUAUGGUUGCUUAACUGUUCAGAGUUUAUCUGGCAAGAGAAACAUUCCCAUUUCCCUCAGGAGACAUUUCUGAAAUCUUGUUAAGUGUCUUAAACAACAUUGUCAGUUUUACUGCAAAGAUGUUUCAUAUUUUAGCCAAAUAUUUUUAUAUAAUAAUUCAAAAUUAUUUUACAUAUUAAAAUGGUUGCCAUAGUAUGGCAUGUGUCACCUAUUGAGAAAUAGAUACUCAUUGUAUAGCAAAUAGAUUUCAUGAACUCUUAUGAAGCUUUCAUUGUCAAAACCUUUAACGAAAGUGAAAACGUUUCUAGAUGCUCUUUUCCUUGAUACUACUACAUCCACCUAUCCUUGAUUGGCUAAAUUUCAUGAUAAAACGAGAACUUCGCGAGGAAUUUUAGCUUUUUUGUUGUAAAUGUGAACUGAGGUAAGCUGCUUCUUAAUCACUUGAUGUUAAGCGAAUGCUUUAGAGAGUGGUCAUCAGGUGCUUAGUCGUCCCUGUUAUAAUACUAGGUAAUAGAGCUUUCCAGGAAGCUGAGAUCUGAAUUCAUUGUGAAUAAAAAUAGCAAUGUGUAUUUUAUAUUCACGGUGAGAAUUUCAACCAGCUUCUGGUCAUUUUUAAUAAAUUUUUUUCAAAUCACGUUAACCAUUAAAAAAUGUAUAAUACUUCGCUCAGUUCU